Molecule: messenger RNA, 384 nt
Organism: Cooperia oncophora
Lineage: Eukaryota; Metazoa; Nematoda; Chromadorea; Rhabditida; Trichostrongylidae
Source: the annotation of a GenBank genome assembly
AUGAGGCUGGUCCCUCUUCGAGAACAGAAAACUCGCGAGCAUUCAAAUGAACAAGAGUACGAGUCGCCACAACGAGAACCGGAGACUAGUGCGACUUCUAGUGAGCGAUACUACUGGUUGUAUGAGGGUCGUGGUGGUUGGUGGAGAUUCGAUCCUCGCUUGGAGAAGGAUCUUGAGAAUGGUCGUCGUUCGGGAGAGAAUGCUACUGAAUUGUUGAUUUGUGGAUUCCAGUAUGAAGUCAAUUUCGACCGAAUGGUUCAGUUCCGGAAGGAUGGGCCUACCCGAACGAGGAAUAUCAAGCGUGUUUCUGGAACGGAAUUUCGAGAAAUGUCAGAGAAAGGAAUGCUGAAGGGGAUCUCGGGGGUACGAUUGGCAGGAAACUGA